AUGGCUGAUGAGAACUGCACCGAGGUGAUCCAGUUCACCUUCUUGGGCCUCACAGAGCACCCACAACUGAAGCCCAUCCUCUUCAUGCUCUUCCUGGGCACCUACGUGCUGACAUUAGCGGGAAACCUUGGCCUGAUCGCUCUGAUCAGGGUGAGCUCUCAGCUGCACACCCCCAUGUACUUUUUCCUCGGUAACUUGUCCUUAUUGGACGUUUGCUACUCUUCCACCAUCAGCCCCAAAAUGCUGCUGGACCUUCCAUCAAAAACCAAAGCCAUUUCUUUUGCUGGCUGCCUCACGCAGUUUUAUUUCUAUGCUGUUUUUGCCACAGCUGAGAUUUACCUGCUGGCUGCCAUGGCCUAUGACCGCUAUGUGGCCAUCUCCAAGCCCCUGCUCUAUCAGGUCAUCAUGUCUUCUGGCAUCUGCGUGAGGCUGGUCGCUGUGUCCUACCUUGCAGGGCUGCUGAAUGCCAUCGUGCACACAAGCGCCCUGCUCUGGCUGUCCUUCUGCGGUCGCCUGGUCAUCAACAACUUCUACUGUGAUGGGCCACCCCUGUUUGUUGUUGCCUCCACUGAUGCGCAUCUCAAUGAGGGUUUAAUGUUUGUGUUUGUGGGUUUCAACAUGAUGACCACCAACCUGCUCAUCCUCGCCUCCUAUGCCUGCAUCGUGGUGGCUGUGGGCAGGAUGAGCUCUGCUGCGGGCAGGCGCAAAGCCUGCUCCACCUGCGCCUCCCACCUGGCAGCCGUCAUCAUUUUCUACGUGUCUGCUACUUUUAAUUACAUGCAACCCAGUUCAUCGAACUCACUGGAAAGCAAGAAAAUCGCAUCCAUCUUUUACACCAUUAUCAUCCCUAUGCUGAACCCCGUGAUUUACAGCCUGAGAAACAAGGAGGUGAAGCACGCCCUGACCAGGCUUGUUAAGCAGAUGACUCCUGGGUGCCUGGCCCCUAGGGGAGUUCCUUGUUUUGGGAAGGGGAGAAGUAUAAUUUGUGAUUGA
This is a messenger RNA of Charadrius vociferus (killdeer), 993 nucleotides long. Its product is annotated as olfactory receptor 1052-like. Gene Ontology annotation, cellular component: membrane. The record is from RefSeq and is a predicted model, not a curated record. The coding region runs from base 1 to 993 and encodes 330 amino acids. Gene Ontology annotation, biological process: G protein-coupled receptor signaling pathway; sensory perception of smell. Gene Ontology annotation, molecular function: G protein-coupled receptor activity; odorant binding; olfactory receptor activity. The transcript is spliced from 2 exons. Lineage: Eukaryota; Metazoa; Chordata; Aves; Charadriiformes; Charadriidae.